Molecule: messenger RNA, 5619 nt
Organism: Paramormyrops kingsleyae
Lineage: Eukaryota; Metazoa; Chordata; Actinopteri; Osteoglossiformes; Mormyridae
Gene: ptpn5
Product: protein tyrosine phosphatase non-receptor type 5
Biological process (GO): signal transduction; protein dephosphorylation
Cellular component (GO): cytosol; plasma membrane; cell junction
Molecular function (GO): protein tyrosine phosphatase activity; protein kinase binding
Source: RefSeq, a predicted model, not a curated record
UCCAGGAGUGUGCUCCCCAUCUCGCCUCUCUUACUCAUUUGCUCUCCCCCCAUUGCCGUGGCAACAGGACAGAGACUCGGCGAGCCCGAGGCGGCCUUGGGAUCCAGCCUCCCCGAGACGGAGUGACGCUUGGCAGGGAUAACAGAAGGAGCAGGUGAAGCUGCCUGUACUGCUGGCCGAGGGCAGGAGCGAGAGGUGCUGGAGGGGUGUGUGCCGGGCCGGGGGGGGCACGGUCCUGACCUGACCGUGCGUCAGGAGGCAAGGCUGACUCCUGCACCGCUCCCAGGGCUGGCUGCCCGCUCAGCGCCGCUCUCUGUGAUGUGAAUACUAAUGAUGCUGCAGGAAUCUCCUCUGCUGCCGCUGCCGCUGCUCCCGCUCGCUCCUCCGUGUGCAGAGGUCUGGUUAGUGGCAGAGCACACUGGAAGUCCACCAACUGGCGAGUCUUUGCCUGGUUUCAUCAUGUGAUCAUCACUGCUUGCCGUCAUAGAGGUUCUAAAAGGUACUGCUGUAUUGAGGAGCGGGUUUCUCACCGCCAGCUGUGAUGGCUCUGCCAGGUCCCACCCCCCUGAACCUAAAGGGACAGCAAAGGCCAGAGAAGGUACCCUCCCAUAGUGCCUUGCAGCAGGCUAACGGCAUGUGGUGGGAGAAGUGCUGGAAGACAGCAGUGGCGGUCGGCUGCCUGCUCAGUCUCUGCAUCUUCACGCAGAUCAUGGGAGUGUGGAUCCUCUAUAUGCUCAAUGGAUAUGGAGCUUUCCCUGCAGCACAUAAAGUGUUGGACCUCAUGCAGUACUUAUUAUCAGCAACUGGGACACAAAGCUCACUGGAGGAAGAGAUCAUACAGAAGGAACUCUGGAGAAUGGAAAGCUUGUGCCCCCUGCUGGCCACCCUUUUCAUCGGCAUUGUCAUCCUGGGUAUUGGGGUCCUCUACUGUCUCGGAGCCCUGGUGCCCAGCAGCAUCCCGGUCUUCCCAGAUGACCGGCGUCAAUCCAUGAGUCGGCAGCCGUCUUUCACAUACUCGGAGUGGACCGACCCACAGCAGGAGGACGUCUUCAGUGCCGACCCGGUGCCCGAGACCCCUGUCUUUGACUACUGCAUGGACAUCAAACCUGAAAGUGACCCGGCUACACUGACCGUCAAGUCAGUGGGACUCCAGGAAAGGAGGGGCUCCAAUGUGUCUCUCACUCUGGACAUGUGCACUCCUGGCUCCACUGAACCCUACGCCGCGAUGCUGUCACCACGGGAACAGUCGACACAGGAGUAUCUGCAGAAGGCAUCCAAUGUGCUCAUGGCGGUGGAGCUUCAGAAGAGGGCCCUAGAUGACGCGGCGCUGCAGGCCGAGUUCUUUGAAACUCCAAUGAACUUUGUGGACCCCAAGGAAUACAACAUUCCCGGUGUAGUCAGGAAGAAUCGAUACAAGACCAUACUCCCAAAUACACACAGCAGAGUUUGCCUUAAAGCAACAGACCCUGAUGAUUUCCUCAGCACCUACAUCAACGCUAAUUACAUGAGGGGUUAUGGAGGUGAAGAGAAGGCCUACAUUGCCACCCAGGGCCCCACGGUGAACACCAUCAGUGACUUCUGGAGAAUGGUGUGGCAGGAACGAUCACCCCUCAUUGUCAUGAUCACCAACAUUGAGGAGAAGAAUGAGAAAUGUGCAGAAUAUUGGCCAGAGGAGCGUGUGACAUACGAGGGGAUUGAGAUCACUGUUGACCAGCUGAUCCAGGCAGAUGACUACAGCUUGAGGAUCUUCACUUUACAGUGCGGCGGCGAGAAACGCAGCCUCAGACAAUACUGGUACACAUCAUGGCCAGACCAGAAGACUCCAGACAAGGCCCCGCCCCUGCUGGAGCUUGUACAGGAAGUAGAGGAAGCACGACAACAGGCCCCACCCAGAAGUGGCCCUGUUAUUGUUCAUUGCAGUGCAGGGAUCGGCCGAACAGGCUGCUUCAUCGCCACCUCCAUCCUCAGCAAACAGCUGAAGAACGAGGGAGUGGUGGACAUAUUGAAGACGACCUGCCAGCUACGCCUGGAUAGAGGUGGCAUGAUCCAGACUUCCGAACAGUACCAGUUUGUGCACCAUGUCCUUAGUCUCUAUGAAAAGCAGCUAUCGUGUCCUGUGGAGGAAUAGUGAAUGUAUUCCCACCUUCCAGAACAAACCUCCAUAAAAACAGCAGCUACCCUGCUAGCACAACAACUCAUCUUACAGCAACUUCAGAUUUCACUACAUUUCAACACAACCCCAAGAGGCCUUCAGAGACCAUUGGCACAGGUCUGAGGAAGGAACAGAUCUCAAACUGCUCUGCUGCCCACAGUGUUCUCAGAAAUGCUAGAGAAUCUCUUUUCUGUACACAACCACCACUGUGGAGUCUUCUGGGGUUUCUUGGUUUAAGAUGUCUUUGUUCAAGCACAACACAGCAAGAUACUUCCAGCCUGGAGUAGUAACGAGUUUCAGAAUGGGCUUGUAACUGUCAAUACUGCAUUGAAAUUUCAACCCGUAUUUUUUUUUUUUACCAUGUUCUUAUAAAUCGGAUUGGUGAGAUGUUUUUUCUUACAAAGCUUGUAUUCCACCAUAUAAAUUAUACCUGAUCUGGGACUGAUAGCAAAAAUGACAAUAUUUGUCUUGACCUUAUUCUGUAGACGUUGCUACAGGAGUAGAUCAUCAAGAGUCAUCAGGGUGAAGAAUACAGGUGGUCUGUCGUCAGGUCAAAGCAGAACCGCAGAGCCAACAACAGCUUGUGCAAAACAAAGUAUUUUGUUAAAGUAUUUCUUUAACUGCAUGAAGAACCCUAUGGAAUACAUCUAAGUAUGAGUGGAUGUGUGUUUGUCUGUGUGUUUACCUGUGAAUUUCUGGGUUAACUGCCGAGGUCUUUCAGCUUCCUUUGUGCAGCACAAGUAAAGGAAGAGCACGGCCUAUGAGGAACACCUGUUACUGGGAGCCCAAAGCCCAGGGACCCAACCUGCCAGCCUGGGAUUUAAGGACCAGCUGAGUUCUUGAAUGCCCCCUUCUCCCAUUGAAUGUAUCCUGCAUUUGGUAGCUAGGGUUCCCAUUUCACCAGCUGUUGAUGGUGAGCUAUGACUGGACAGCUUAAAAUGUAUGAAGUGAUAGUGGGCUGGUUAAUUCAGCACAUCUCUUUUACACAAUGGCCUUAUUCUACGUCCGUCUGAUUUGCUCUGUUCUACCAGAGAUGUACAAAGUUUCGUCACUGUCAAUUCUAGCGUCCUUCUCGCAGGCCCAGCACUGCCCGGGCCUGCUUGACAUGGGAGGGAGAGGCUCUCCCAUCGUGUGUCAAUUGCAAGCUCUGGGGUGAAACUGUGUUUAUUGGCCAGCCAAUCAUGUGACUCCACAUUGUAUUCCAUUGAAAAUACAAGGCAGCUCAACUGGUGUGGACGUGUCGAGGUUUGAAUUGCUUAUUCACAACAGCCCAAUCAAAUUUGACAGCAGUAAAUAAAUUGUGUGUGUAUUGGACUGUAUGUAUUAAUAUAUGUAUAUUGUUUUGUGGAUGUUCCACUGGACUCUUGAAUACCCAAGAUGCUGCAUCUUAAGUUUUCUAAGUGAUGAAAAUGCCGGUAUACUGUAUAUCUAGCUACUGUUAACCAUGUAUAUAUGAUCUUACUUGUCAACUCUUUGAUAGUCAUACAUGUCAACAAGUGACAUAUUUGGUAGGUAAAUCAUGCUGUGCGUCCAGCUCUCCUUUGUCUAUAGAGGCUAAUUUACAUCCGUCUAUCAAUCCAUUUAGUUUUCUGUAGGACGUGUAUUAUACGGCAAAAAAAAAAAGAUGUUGUAGGUACAUGCUCAAGCAGGCAGUUACAAUUUCUUGUGCCCAUAAUUAAUAAUCAGAAGUAAACAGUGACAUUUGUACUUGCCUGUUUGUACAGUUGCUUUCUCAUAAACAUCUCGUGCUUUGUGUUGCUGCUCUGCAUACACACAUUCAUGUGAGUUAUUGACCAUUUUCAUAAAUACAGAUUACUACCUGAUUAAGGCAAAUUUCCAUUUGGAGUGAAAUAAAUGCAAAAUAAUAAUAAUAAUAAUAAUAAUAAUAAUAAUACAUCUCUGUACAUUAUUUUUAAUAAGGGAUAGUAAUAACAUUUAAUUUCAUCUUAGCCACCAAGAUUAAAUUGUAGACAGGGAUUUGCAUAUAACGAAUAAACCUUUUAAUGUAUAUUAUAAAGGGUUAAGAAAGCCUCAUAACUGCUUUGUGAAAAUCACAAAAAAUGAAUAAAUAGAUUAAGAGUGUUGAGACAUGAAUGACCAUUGCUGUGAGUUUUGCAAAAGCAAGAGAGUGCACUAAUUUUACAAUCCAGGUCCAAUGUCCCGUGCGAGUGACAAUGUUACAGGAAUUUCAAGUCUGUAUAGUGCAUGAGAAGAUGAUGUCUAUAAAAAUAUGAAGAAAGAGUCACAGAGAGCUAAUAGGAAGCAUGGCCUUGCCGGUCACUGACGAACGGAACGCGGGCCAUUAGCAGGACCGGGAAAGCGGAGUCUGAAGCUCUCCGCUGCCUGCAGAUGGUCUGAUCAGGAUGAGUCACGCUCGCAAUGGAAAUGGUCACUCCUCACCCCCCCAUGCCGAUGUCCAGCCCUGCAGCCCAGCCUGCUGCAUCGUUCUCAUCAGUGCCCCCACUCCCUGCUAGGAGCCUCCAUCUGUGCUGCCCAUCUGCGCUGACUGUGGGGGCUUCGCCCUGCCCACAGCCUCCUCAUUCUCCCUCCUCCUUCAGCCACACAGCCCCUUUCCUCCAGCGCCUCCAUCUUCUAUCUCUCACUGCUGAAAUGCACUCUGUUCUAUAUGCCGUUUAUCAAGCACACAUACUGUACCAGGCAGUUGGAUUGAUUCACGAAUGGAAACAUGAGACUUCUGUGAAGUUUCAGCUUCACUUUUAAAACAUUACUUGCUAAUGGUAAGUCAGUAAAGAUCUUAAGAUCCUGGCAAAAUCCUGUAAAAGCCCAAAAGCAUAUAGUUUUCAGUAUUAGUAUCUGGUCAGUGCUGUAAUAUUUGCAGAAUUAGUUCCUCAUAAAAGGGUUAUCAAUAGUACAGCUGUAAUAACAUAGUCAUGUCGUUGUAAUGAGUUACCUGCUCCAGAAGUUUUGUAUAACAGCAGUGAAAAAGGGAGUACCACCAUUUUGAAGUUUUAGUUCUGAAAAAGUUUCAAAAUUAAUAGUAGUAUGUCUCAGUGAAAAUUGUCUACCUUGUCCAGCUAAACAACAAUGUUAUCUGUUUUUAAUGAUUGCAGCAAGAUGGGAUCACCUUCAAAAAACAUGUUUUAGUGACCGUUCCGAAUAAGCAAACAGUUGGCUGUUAUGGACCUUCAGAAACAAACACAUGAUGCAUUCCUUCUUGUCUGUAUCAUACUUUUAUAUGGCUAAAGGGCACAUUACUCUUUGAAAUACUCUAACUUUAGGCUUUGUGGUUAUGAAUGAUGGAUGUAGGAUAGUAACAGUGGUAUAUUUAAAGUAUAUACAUGUAUGACCCCACGACAGCAUGGAACUCUAGCAGGUGUUAAUAGCCAUCCCAGCCGAACUGCCCUUCCAUUUGUUACACAGUCCCAAAAUUAAUUGUAUUGAUUUUAAGGACUUGCAUGCAGAAAGAGAAACAAUAAUUAAUAAACUGAUCAUCCUGCUUUUUUCAA